Molecule: messenger RNA, 3410 nt
Organism: Dendroctonus ponderosae (mountain pine beetle)
Lineage: Eukaryota; Metazoa; Arthropoda; Insecta; Coleoptera; Curculionidae
Product: reversion-inducing cysteine-rich protein with Kazal motifs
Biological process (GO): extracellular matrix organization
Cellular component (GO): plasma membrane
Molecular function (GO): protein binding; metalloendopeptidase inhibitor activity
Source: RefSeq, a predicted model, not a curated record
CUCCUUCAGCAUUCAGUUGUUUUGUGACGUUCAGCAUGAACAGACCGCGCUCACUGUUCGAUUCGAGCGGGUAACACGUGCAUUCACAAAUCACAACAAAUGACUAUCACCUGGACAUCCGCUCGACGUCUCGACGUCUUGGACCGACGUCGAUCAGAAUGCCGCAAUAUUUUUUCACAUAAAAUGUGCCAUCCAUAUAAAACUUCUAACGUUCUUCUCUGGAUAUUAGCUGUGGCAUGUUUGGGGAGUAUUCAAAUUAAUAACGCUCAAGAUUUAAUGUGCUGCACCCAUACCACGGGAACAUGCAGGAAUGUCUGCGAAAAUAUAUCCCUUGUUCAGCUAGCUGGAGACUUAGAUUUUAGGGACAAUACAGUAACCCAAGUACAAAAAUACUGCUCCCAACAACUGGUAGCUUUUUGGGAAUGCUUAAACGCUACAAUAAAUGAUAUGUCCAGAGGUGAUUCAUGGACAGGUCGAAGCUGUUGUGCUAUUCCUUAUAGUGAAAGUUGCAGAAGAGCUUGCGUAACUGCAACAUCGCCAGAUGAUCUUACCAGAAGUUGCAGGCGAAGCGACGAAAUUACUUUUUUCACCUGUAUAGACAAGCAGCAAGUUGGAGAACUGUGCUGUAAUGAUGCGACCAGUGAUGAGUGUAUAGAAGCAUGCAGUGAUAUAUUUCGAAGUCAAUUAACCCCCAAUAAAUACCAAAGAGAAAGACUGAAAGAGAGUUGCGAGCUGACUAGUCCCAAAGUGGUUGAGUGUGUUAAGGAUGUUGUUAAAGUAACCCCAGCCAAAAAUACUUUGAAACAUUUACACUGCUGUGAUAAAUCAAACAAUAUCAAAUGUAGGGAAACUUGCCGUGACGUUCUAGCGAAGAAAACAACAGUUCAGGAGAUGAUCGAUGUAUUGGAAAUGGGAGGAUGCGGUUUACCGCUACUGCAGGACAAGUUCUGGCAAUGUUUCAUCUAUCCAACAAACGAUGAGCCGAACAGUUCAACCUCUUUUGAUGUAUCGCGAAUUGAGCGAGUUGGCAUGGAUAGUGCCAAAUGGCAUUGCUGCCAAAGAGCCAAUUCAACUCAAUGUUCCAGAUUGUGCUCGAGAACGUUUACCAAGUCUUGGUCAUCAUCAUGGGAGGACUUCCACAAGAAAUGUUUGACCAAUGUUAAUGAAGAACCUCUGCGAAAUUGUAUCGAUGAAGUUGACGAGCCUUGCGAGUUGGGGUGUGAUGGUUUGUCUUUUUGCACCAACUUCAAUAACCGUCCAACCGAACUGUUCAGGUCCUGCACUCCGCAAGCUGAUGAGGCGGCUAGAAGUGCAGUGACUUUAUGGCAAAAUGAGAAGAACAUAACGCUCUCCGAAGUCCUAACUUUGCCGCUGAAGCCCGAUAAGAAGUGUGCCAACAUCUGGAAGGCUGUAGCCUGCACGUUGCAAAUAAAACCCUGCUCCAGACAAUCACAUGCCACCCAAAUUUGCAAUGAUGUUUGCCUGGAAAUUAUAUCACAAUGUGCCGACUGGAGCCGAUUGGAGCCAAUGUAUUCUGCCGAGCGCAUAUGCGAGUCGCUAGCGCCAGAAGAUCUGGGUUCAUCCUGCAUUCAAAUCAAUGAUUAUCUUGCACCUUCAGCCGAUAACUACCCGAGAAUUUCUGAACAAGUGUCCAGUCCGUGGCAACACUCAGCAACUUCACGGAUCCAAUUUCAAGGUGGAUUGCAACUAUUGUAGCUGUUAUGCUGGCGAGCAGGUUUGCAGUAAAAAACAAUGUGAAAGUAGUUCUGUGGGAGGCAGAAACACCGCCUACACAACUCUGCCUUGCAAUUGCCCACCGCAUUAUGUUCCAGUUUGUGGCAGGAAUGGAAUCACUUAUCCUUCCGCCUGUUUGGCCAAAUGCUCAGGAUUAAAUGAUGCUGAUAUAGAGUCGCUCCCUUGCAAGAAUCCCUGCAAAAGCACUACAUGUCCUGUUGGGCAGAAAUGUGUCCCCUAUUUCCAGACUUGCUUGUCUUUGAUGCACAAACCGUGCAAGCAAUUUGAAUGUAUAAAUGGAUCCACCGAGUGUUCAUCGUUACCAAAAGACCCAGUUUGCGAUGCGAACAAGAAACAGUACGAUAACGCCUGUUUGUUGGCUCAUCACAAUGCUAAGCUCGCCUACAGAGGCCCUUGCUUGAAAAGAUGUAGGGAAAACGGUCAAGUUUGUGGUAUCAAUGGAAGAACGUACACUUCUGAAUGUGCAGCACACGCUGACAUGAUCUCGGUCGAUUAUAAUGGUCCAUGCUCUUCAAUCGGCUUGAUCACAAACACAAAAUCCCGGCAAUGUUCCAACGUAAAGUGCCACGAACUACCCGAUGAGAGUUGCUUAGGCAUCACGCCUCCAGGUGCAUGUUGUCCGCUAUGCGGCGGGUCUUUGCGGCUGUUGUACAGCAGGAAACAGAUCGACAGAGCGCUGUAUGCGCUUCAAAAUAGAGGCACAGACUCUAUAAAUUUAAGGUCUCUAUUGAAAGGCUUAGAGCGGCAAGUUCAAAUUGCACAGUGCACUGUAAGAGGGUAUGUCACAGUGGAGACCGAUAUUUUCGUAGUCAUACAAUCCAAUGAAGGUUAUCCUUCAUCUUUGCAACUGGAGGCCUGCAUUAGGGAAGCAGAGAAAAUCGCUGGUUUGGUGAACAUGAAAAGUCCCCGGAUCGUUAGUGAAGUCAGCCUGAGUUCUUUAACAUUAGCUACGGUAGUUCACACCCAUAUUGCCACUAGUAGCACUCACAUUUAUAUUCCAAACUUAAUGUUGACGAUUCUGGCGGCCACAUUUCAAUACAUUUGGUUUUUGCGAUAAUUUUCGUACAAAUCACCGAAGACAACGUUCGGAACAGAAUUGAAAAACUGCUUCAGAUAACUAGGAAUUGCGAAAGAUGAAUUCGGAUUUUACAAAAAAAAGUUUGAGACUCCGGCAUCAUUUCCAAAAAAAUUGAAAUAAAGUUUAUUAAGCUUUGACCUGUGAUAUUUUAAUUUCUAAUGGCAAAUAGGACGUAUACAAACAUGUAGUUAAGGUUUUGUAACAUAUAGCGCUACACUUUGUUUAUAAAUGUACAUUUAUUUAUGUUGUAUAUUUCUUUUUUGAUAAGUAAAUACAUAUUGUUUCAGUUCAUUACAAAAUAGAUCAUAGUUAAGAACCUAAUUUACCACAAGUAAAUCUACUGCAGACUCGCACUCUUUCGCGAUUUUGAUUACUGUAUUAUUUUCAUAUUGUUUAACAAAACAGUUCUAACCAAAGACUUUUGCUCUCUAAUGUCACUAAAAUAUGGUUCUAUUGUAACUAUGACUUUAGUUUUAAGAUUUAAAUAGUUUUUUUACAAUAACAUCUUAAAGAUUCAAAGAACGAAGUAGUUCUAUGUUGAGUGUCGUAUUGUUACCGAAAUAUAUUUUUAUUACAU